Messenger RNA from Symphalangus syndactylus (siamang), 5044 nucleotides. RefSeq names its product protein O-mannosyltransferase 2 (gene POMT2). Gene Ontology annotation, biological process: protein O-linked glycosylation via mannose. The record is from RefSeq and is a predicted model, not a curated record. Lineage: Eukaryota; Metazoa; Chordata; Mammalia; Primates; Hylobatidae. Gene Ontology annotation, molecular function: dolichyl-phosphate-mannose-protein mannosyltransferase activity. Gene Ontology annotation, cellular component: endoplasmic reticulum; membrane.
UGCCUCGUACCUGGGGGCUGCUGGGAGUUGCAGUUCCCUGAGCCCGACCCCCCCGCCCCGGGCCGGCGGGCCCUCCUAGUCCCGACAUGCUCUGCGCCUCCUGCCGCCUCCUAGUGGCCUGGGCCGCGACCACGCUGCCCGCCCCGCCCCGAGCCCGGGGCUCCGCGCUCCGCUGCAGUGGAGGGAGUUGCAUUUCCCGGGGUACCCCGAGCUGCCCUCCUGUGACUCCUUGGCGGGGCGGCUGGUCAGACAGAGUGUGCCUCCGGGCCGGAGGGCGACCUGGAGGAGGGGGAGGAUGCCGCCGGCCACGGGCGGAGGCCUGGCAGAGUCCGAGCUGCGUCCCCGGAGGGGCCGCUGUGGGCCCCAGGCUGCUAGGGCCGCAGGCCGGGACGUGGCCUCCGAGGCUGUGGCGCGAAGCCCGAAACGGCCUGCCCGGGGCUCGCGGCGCUUCGAGGCGGCCGGCCGGUGGGCCCUGCUGGCCUUGGUGACGCUGCUGUCCUUCGCCACCCGCUUCCACCGCCUGGACGAGCCGCCGCACAUCUGUUGGGAUGAGACUCACUUUGGAAAAAUGGGAAGUUAUUAUAUCAACCGUACAUUUUUCUUUGAUGUGCACCCGCCCCUGGGAAAGAUGCUGAUAGGUCUUGCUGGCUACCUGAGUGGAUAUGAUGGUACCUUUUUGUUCCAGAAGCCUGGGGAUAAAUAUGAGCAUCACAGCUACAUGGGAAUGAGAGGAUUCUGUGCAUUUCUCGGCUCCUGGCUGGUCCCCUUUGCCUACCUCACUGUACUGGAUCUGUCCAAGUCCCUCUCGGCAGCACUGCUCACUGCUGCCCUCCUCACCUUUGACACGGGAUGCCUCACUCUGUCCCAGUACAUCCUCCUUGACCCCAUCCUGAUGUUCUUCAUCAUGGCUGCCAUGCUGAGCAUGGUCAAGUACAACUCCUGCGCCGACAGGCCCUUCUCUGCCCCCUGGUGGUUCUGGCUCAGCCUGACUGGCGUUAGUCUUGCUGGUGCUUUAGGGGUCAAGUUUGUUGGCCUCUUUAUCAUCCUUCAAGUGGGGCUGAACACCAUUGCAGACCUUUGGUACCUGUUCGGAGACCUCAGUCUUUCAUUGGUGACUAUGGGAAAACACCUGACUGCUCGUGUCCUGUGCCUCAUAGUGCUGCCCCUGGCUCUCUACACAGCCACCUUUGCUGUUCACUUCAUGGUGCUGAGUAAAAGUGGCCCUGGUGACGGUUUCUUCAGUUCUGCCUUCCAGGCCCGGCUUUCAGGGAACAACCUGCACAAUGCUUCCAUCCCUGAACACCUGGCCUACGGCUCUGUGAUCACUGUGAAGAACCUCCGGAUGGCCAUCGGCUAUCUGCACUCCCACAGGCACCUCUACCCCGAGGGCAUUGGUGCCCGUCAGCAGCAGGUCACCACCUAUUUGCACAAGGACUACAACAACCUGUGGAUUAUCAAGAAACAUAACACAAACUCAGAUCCCCUAGACCCUUCCUUCCCAGUGGAGUUUGUAAGACAUGGAGACAUUAUUCGACUAGAACACAAAGAAACUUCUCGGAACUUGCACAGUCACUAUCAUGAGGCCCCCCUGACCCGGAAGCACUAUCAGGUCACCGGCUAUGGCAUAAAUGGAACAGGGGACUCAAAUGAUUUCUGGCGGAUUGAGGUUGUAAACAGAAAAUUUGGAAACCGGAUCAAAGUGCUGAGAAGUCGAAUUCGCUUCAUCCAUUUGGUCACAGGUUGUGUCCUGGGCUCCUCGGGAAAGGUUCUGCCCAAGUGGGGCUGGGAGCAGUUGGAAGUUACUUGCACCCCAUACCUGAAAGAAACCCUCAACUCCAUCUGGAAUGUGGAGGACCAUAUCAAUCCCAAGUUGCCAAACAUCAGCCUGGAUGUGCUGCAGCCCAGUUUUCCUGAGAUCUUGCUGGAAUCCCACAUGGUCAUGAUCCGGGGGAACAGUGGCCUCAAACCCAAGGACAAUGAGUUCACGUCCAAACCCUGGCACUGGCCUAUCAACUAUCAGGGCCUACGCUUCUCAGGGGUCAAUGACACAGAUUUCCGAGUCUAUCUGCUUGGCAACCCAGUGGUUUGGUGGCUGAAUCUGUUGAGCAUCGCCCUCUACCUCCUCUCAGGGAGCAUCAUUGCUGUAGCCAUGCAGAGAGGGGCACGGCUGCCAGCAGAGGUUGCAGGGUUGUCCCAGGUCCUGCUGCGAGGAGGCGGCCAGGUCCUGCUCGGCUGGACACUCCAUUACUUCCCGUUUUUCCUGAUGGGCCGGGUCCUCUACUUCCACCACUACUUCCCAGCCAUGCUCUUCUCAAGCAUGUUGACAGGCAUUCUGUGGGACACCCUCCUGCGGCUCUGUGCCUGGAGCUUGGCCUCAUGGCCCCUGGCCAGGGGCCUACACAUGGCAGGAAUCCUGAGCCUGCUCCUGGGAACUGCCUACAGCUUCUACCUCUUCCACCCUCUGGCUUACGGGAUGGUUGGUCCCCUGGCCCAGGACCCCCAAAGUCCUAUGGCAGGACUAAGGUGGCUGGACUCGUGGGACUUUUGAGGCCACUGCAAAGAUUCCAGCCUGGAUCUAAGAACUUCCCAGGAGAGCCAGCUGGGGAGCAGUACUGGACCCUUCCAGCUGUGAGGAAGCUGCCUAAGGAGCCCCAAGAAUUCUGCUGCCCACCAGGACCCAGCUCUGGGAGUGCAGCUGGAAUGGAAUCCAGCACUGGAGAGAGCCGGGAGAGAGCCGCAGCUCUGUCCACAGCACCACAGAGAGGACAGCGCCUCUUGGGCUGCUCCCUUGUGCACAGCACAGGGGAGGAUGGGUGCCAGACGGUGGGAGUGGGUGCGCGUGUGUGUAUGUGAGGGCACAUUGUCCAUAUCCCUGUGGAAUACAGACCGUGUAACUGGACAGCUGAGUGUCAUAAACUCUGAAAUAGUCCAGGCUAUAGUAAUAUUUUCUGGGUUAUUUUCAUGUUGGAUUUCUUUGGUUUUGGUUUGUAAGAUCCAUCAAAAAUUCUCAGAGCUCUAAGAGGGCCUUGAGGGCAGAGAAUACUGACCUCACCUUGGGAUGUCACCAAAGGCAGAGCAGAUGGGACUGUCAAAGUUAUGCUGCCCUCCCUCCCACAAACAAAUGAAUCCAGCGUGGAGGAAGGCGCGCCGCCCCGAGCUGGAGGGCCUGGCUCCCACCAUGCACCCCAGUGGCUGCAGGUAGCUGGACUUCCUGCCUGUGACACACAGAGAGCAGCGGACUCUGGAGCGUCGGCCUACCUUAGCCCUUGGUUCCUCGUUUUUUGGGAUUGUCACACUGUGAGACUCAGGGGAGGAACGAUGUCCUAUCCUGGGCUGCUCAGUGUUUCCAGGCCCCGUGUGCCAGAGGCCAAGUCUUCACAAGUGCAUCUGGCGUGGCCUGGAGGGCAAGGCAGAUGCAUUCUCCUGGCUGCUGGGAGAGCCUGUGGGAACCUUGCUUAGUGCCCAAGGUAGAUGAGAGACAGGGCAGGGAAUCUGCGUGGUGCUGGGGUGUGGGGACUCUGGCCUCUCUAGACUAAUGUUCCUGUCACCUGCUGAGCUUUCCCAGUGUCACUUCUGCAGUCCUCCUCUGCUCACCCUUCCCUCACUCCGUGGGCAAUUCCCUUUCUCUCUGUCACUGCUUCAGCAGUGAAGACCCAUGGCACCUAGAAAUACAUGCCAGUUUCCUGUGUCUACCACUCUGCAGCUCGAACAAGAAGCUCAGAGCUGCCCCUUCCACUUCCUCCCCAAAAGGGAUGAAGAAAACCCUGUGGUAGAACCAAACCACCCAAGGCCAGCCCUUCAGCCUGCCUCCGCCUUCCUGGUGCAUGACAAAAUAUUUCUUUUGUCUCAGAGGACUUUGAUGCUUCAAGAUUUAAUGAUGAAUCUGCCACACUCCAUUUUCCCUCCUCUGUAGCUCCCAACAACUCUGACAGGGUCAGAUCUCUUUAAAGCAUCUUCGGGAGGCGGUUGCCACGGAGACUGGAUAUUGGUCCCAGGGACAGGCUGUGCUACCUACUGGGUGGUGGGGAGGGAAGCUUCUGGCCAUGCUUGGACAUUCAGACUAACGAUCAUUAAUGUUAAUAGAGGAAAUGCAGCAACGUCAAAAGCAAGGCAGGUUGGUUAAUUAGAUCUGGGGCCUGAUGACCUCCCUUUCCCACGGCUACAGCCCUUUCGACUUCCCCCAGCAGGAAGCGCUGUCUGCGGCUGAGUCUGGGCUGCUUGCUUAAUUGCAUUUCUGGCAGGGAAGGAGAGGAGGGAUGGAGAAGCUCUGCUCCCUGCUUCCACCUCACCAUGUGUCCUCCCCUCCCCUCCCUUCCUCUCCUCCCCACAGGCAGAACUGCUUUCUUCGGAGCCGGGUGGGCUCUCCUGCAGGGAGAAUGCAGGAGUCUGUGCUUGGCUCUUAGCAAAGCAGGCGGCCCAUAGUCACCUCCAGGAGGUGGCUGAUUUUCCUUUGUGCCUUCUUAUUUCUCGGUAGGAACUUGGAAGGCAGGAGAUCUGAAGGAGCCAGAGGGGCAGCCACCUUGCAUGAGGGUGAGGAAGGAGAAGCCCGGCCAGCCUCUACCCAUCCCUCCCUCCCAGUUAGGCUGCACUAGGGCCAAACGCUUCCCUGGGCUCCCACUGCCUUCUAAGGAGCCAAGGAGAAUUCCCUGCCCACUUUCUGUUCCUGCAUGCCCAAACUGGCAGAUGCUUCUCUGGGGGCAAGCCACAUGGGCUGAUGCAGCUUUGAGUGCUCAGGUUCUGUUUUCUGAAAGAUGCUGGAGAAAGGCUGUCAGGGUGCUUCUCUGAAUAUGGACUUUGAGUGCUCAGGUUCUGUUUUCUGGAAGAUGCAGGAGAAAGGCUGUCAGAGUGCUUCUGUGAAUAUGGGCUUCAGCCGUAGCACUUGGCAGAAACGUGAUGUGUCCCACAAACUGCUGGUGGAGGAAGAAGAUGUUCAUCAGCCAGUUCAACCUCCAGCCAGCUUCUUGAGCCUAUUAUUUGGUUUAAAAAAAAAAAAGUCUUCUAAUCAGAAGCCACUGAUUUUAUAAUAAAUAGCACUUGUUUUGAA